AUGAUAUUACAAAGUCAAGGAAGCGAGCAAUCCCAAUUGAAGAAGAAAGUCGUUGAUGAUGAGGCGUGUGGAAGUGUUCAGGACGUUGUGAAUUCGGAAACCCCUUUGGAAACGCCGCGCGGAAAUCUCUUGAAGCUUCUGGAUCAGCAUAUAAUCAAGAAGAAAGCAAGAACGUUGAAGAAACCUGGCAAGAAGAAGACGGUCAAGCAAUCACACAGACCCAUCAGGAAGAGACCUCCUAUUUCACCUUCCGAAAUCGAUCAUACCUAUGCUCCAAGGCCACAAGACGUGGAUUAUGAUCAAUACACUGAUCAGCAGCUACGGGAACUGGUUGGCGAUGUUGGGCUAGAUGCUGAUGGGUUACCAAGAGCGGAACUGAUCAAGACAUGUAAAACCUACCAAGACUUGAUUGUUCUACCCCCCGUUUUACCCUCCUUCACAUUUAGGACAUCACGGCACGCUCCUUUGGACGGCGAAUCGAUUGCUGAUGAAACCACCAAGUCAGGUAAAAGAAGUGUGCCUAUAGCUGUUCCGGCAGAUUCAACCUCCGAUCCCAAAAGUCUCCCUUUACCUUCUUCACCUCCUGACACGCAACCUUCAAAUAUGAAUGACGAUGUACAAACGCAAGAUUCGACACUCGAUCGUGACAAUAUACCUCCUAUUACGCGGGGUGAUUCAGAUGUUGGCAAUAGAGAUCACGAGAUUCUACAAAUAGAAGGCUGGGCUACCAUUGGAUCGCCGGUUCACAAAGCUCCGGAAGAAAUACCUCUACCCAGCCUGGAACACGGGCGCCUGUCCUACCCACGACCCCCUCCGACCGUAUUAACGUCACACCAAAACUCAGCUACCUCCAAGGGUAAAGGAAAGUCGCGAGAGGAAGAUGAUCCAGAUGAUCAUGACUGGGAUCCAUCUUUUCAUGCUGAAGAGUCUGAUUUAGAAGGUUCCGAUCUACUGGCGGGGGAGGCGGAUAGCGAUACCAAUGAUUCAGCUCAGCCUACUUACCAAGGUUCUUCUAAGGGUCGAUUUCAAAUGCAGCAAGGAACUGGUAAAUCAAAUUCAUCACGCAAAAGCGCAAAAAAACACCCACACAAGGCUGCGAGUCCAAAAUCAAUGUCUGAAUCCGAGAAACAAAACCAAGGAGAUGAUCAGAGUCAGGAAAGUAUGCUCGAGAUGAUUCAUGAACUACGAGAUGCUCUGAACAAGACUAACCAGCGACUUGAAAAAUUGACUGAAGAGGUUAGGAUAUUGAACCAAGUGACUCAGAACAACAUAGAUGAGGAGCAAGUCUCGGCGAAAAAGAAGAAAACACGGGGUGGUCGUAUUUCUUUAUCCGUUUGUUUUCAUAUAGAUACUCUUUUAGGUCUAGAAGAAAGCAGUCCCUCACUCCCUGCGCCUGCCACACUCAAUGAAAAAGAGUCCUGGAUGUCUGACUUGGAGAUCGGACUCGUGAAUUUCGAUUUGGAUGUGCUAGACGAAACUAUGGAACCACCCGAUCUCAAUUCAACUGAUUAUUCCGGGCCACGGCAUAAAGAUUCAACACCACAGCAAAUUUCUAUCAUGCAACAGAUGAUGCUCGCUGUAGGGGUAUCAAGCUUUCGACCAGAUUUCGGUCAAGCGCCAACUUCAAAAGACAACAAGUGGCUGUGGGAUUUAGCCUUCAAGAUUUUUAUCAAAUUGGUGGAGUGUGGUGAUGGUAUAAAGUUUACCUUUGGAAGUCCACAUUGUGACUGA
Molecule: messenger RNA, 1731 nt
Organism: Melampsora larici-populina 98AG31
Lineage: Eukaryota; Fungi; Basidiomycota; Pucciniomycetes; Pucciniales; Melampsoraceae
Exons: 9
Coding region: 1-1731 (576 amino acids)
Source: RefSeq, a predicted model, not a curated record